ACAUGAAUUGCUUCGGAUAGGAGAAGUCUUCAGUCAGAUAAUAAAAGUAUUUUUUAAAUUAAAUUUAAGACAAUUUAAGUCCAUAUUUAGCUAUUAAACUGCUAACUAGCUGCCAAACAUAUCACUAUUUGAAAUAACUGACGCUACAUCCUGCGUUUGAGGCAGCAAAAUAAAAGUCUUAAAGGAGAUAACGGUAUACAUAAAUACAUUACGGGGCCUUUUCUUGUGCCGCCCGUUAUUACUUCGCUGAGAGGCAGCCGUUAUGGCCAGACCGACGCUGUAAACCAGUCGUAAAUACAGCUAGCUUGACAGAGGAAGCACCCAGCAUGGCAGGAGGAUAAACAGUCGACAACAUACGCAAGCAGGUGCUUGCACUUGCGUCGUCUUUAUGUGCUCAGCCGGUCGGUGUCAACGAACCGUAAUCUGGCUAAAGAGCAAGCGACGGUUAGCGGUCGAAGCCAUGGCAAGGUCUGUUGACUGUUGUUGGUCACUGAGCUUUUUAUAGCUAGCUAACUCCUACUGGGCCGUUAACCUUCUGUUGGACCACCGUGAGACAGCGCGCGACCUUGGGGGACGUUGUCAUGGAUUUGACGCGGUUGGCGGUGGAUGCUGGUCAGUUCAUCAACCGGGCUGUUCAGUACACGGGGGAGACUAUUGGCCAGGCGGAAAAGACGGAGUUUGACCCCGGUCUAGAGGAGCUCCUGGCCCGGGCAGACGCCACCAAGACCUGCACGGACAAGAUAAUCUCCCAGACUGAGGUUUUACUGCAGCCUAACCUAGGAGCACGGUUAGAGGACCGGCUGUAUGAACAUCUGGAAUGGAGCGUCCCACUUCGGCCUCGUGCCCUUGAGGUUCUGGGAGAUCAGAUGACCCAGGCUGGGAUGGAAAUUGGGCCCAACACCCCCUAUGGAACUGCACUGCUAAGGUGUGGAGAGGUGCAGAAGCAGCUCAGUGACACAGAGAGAAAGUUUGUCCAAAGCACUAAUAUACACUUUCUCACCCCUCUGAGGAGUUUCACUGAGGGGGAAUACAGAGCCAUACAGGAUGAGCGCAGGAUGUUGCUUAACAAGCGUUUGGACUUGGACAUAGCUAAAACUAGGCUGAGAAAAGCCCACGAGGCCGACCGAGAGGCCAGAAACUUGAAUGCAAACCCACUGAAUGAUGACUAUGUGGCUCAGGUCUCCUACAUGUUCAGCUUCCUGCGUGUUAAAUGGCUAAAGAUAUGGGCUCAGGAAAUCUCUCAGGCAGAGAUGGAGCUGAGAAUCUGUCAGAGUCUGUUCGAUCGACAGUCAGAAAUGACAAGACGGGUUUUGGAAGGAAUUAGCAACACUCACAUGAACCACAUGCGGAGCCUGACUGAUUUUGUGGAGGCUCAGGCCUGUUACUUUGACCAGUGCAACCAACAUGCUCAGGAGCUUCAGAAACAGCUGGCAAGCAUUCCAGCUGUCCUCUGCUCCAAUAACUGGCAGGCAGCAAUUAGCAAUCAGCCAUCAACAAGCAACCAUGUAGCCAAUGAGCCCAUUGGGUUAAAUCAGGUCACUCCAAUCCCUGUAGUCAUCCACCAACUUCCAGACUUAGACCAGUACUCAAGGACUGUAAAUCCACCACCUGGAACUGAAAAAAUAACCACAGAUUCCUCUGUAACCACACGGCCACCAGACCAGACAAAUAACAACAAUAACAAUGAAAAUGACAGUCAAGAAAUCAGGUACCAUUCAGCGGCCAACCGAGCAGUUGAUGAUGUCUGUUUAUUAAAUUCAGACAGUCACAGAUCAAUUCAGAUCAAUUCAACAGAUCAGCUCUUAGGACCCAACAGGUCGGUCAGGACACACUUAACAACAAAUGGGACGACUGCUGAGUCUCAAGCUUCAAGCCAGACAGUGACACCCAGAGCGACAGCUGCAAUAACCAAUGGUGCAGGUAGCGCAAUGCCAACAACAUCCUCUCAACCUUCACAAUUCAGUGGAGCUGCGAACGACUCUCAGACAGAAAAUGGAGUGGCCAACGAGCCCAUGACAACCAAUGCCGUGGCUGAUGAGCCCCAAACAAGCAGUGAAACAGCCAAUGAGCAGCCCGCCAUUAAUGGAGAAGAUGUCCAGGAGGACUGACUUUAAUGGAGCUUCAGCUGAAUUAGACCAGUGGGUAAUUAACAUUGUAGAGCUGAGAGUACAAUCUGUAUUAGAAAGAUAACAGAUACACAAUCAUUAUAAUGUGGUACAGUGAAAAAAAAACUUUAAUUAAUCCCAUAGGGAAGAUGAUGUAAAGUGGUUGUUAAAGUGCUUAUUUUUCUAAACGUGAUAUAGUGCCACAAUCAUUUUAGCCUGUAGGAUGAUUCAUAUAUUAUUAAUGUUGUAUGAAAACGAUGACUGCUGAGUGUCAGUCCUGUCUUGUGGCAGUAGAGUUAAUGUUUCCUGGCCUCAGGCUGUAAGUCGAGGCCUGACUGACUGUUAUAUCUGUUGAAUAACAGUGAGUAAAUCCUUUAUUUUUACAUUUAGCAAAAUGAGAACUAACUAAUAUAACUAAUGAAAGCUAAUCAAGCUUUGUGCCAAGUGUAUGUGUGUAAAUUCAUCAAUGUGAAUACAUAUUUGUGUGUGUGUGUGUGUGUGUGUGUGUCAGUGUGUCAGUGUGUCAGUGACCACUCUAUUGCUUGUGUUUACAGUUCACCCAAGCCUGUGACACCUUAAGAAAGAAGUGUGUGUACACUUAUGUGACUCUCCACAAGUUGAGGUAAUUUUCCAAAUGAAACAUGUCACUCGUUGUGUUGGGGAGGUGACAAAACACCAGGCUGAACGGGAUCUUUAUGCUAUAGUGCGGUUAAAAAUAUUCUUCCCCGUACACACUCUGGGUGUUUCCCCCUCAUACACACUCAAAUCACACACUCACUUUUACCCUUUUACCCCCUUAAAGCCCCCUAUUAGGUGAAAUGGGUAGAAGUUUCCAUGUCCAGAUGUUGUUCAUUUUCUUCAUGAGGGCAGCCCUGCUCUACUGUGGUGUGGGUCCACUCUGGGGACCCUUGAUGGAAACACACACAUUAAUGUUGCAGUGGCCCUACUGAUGUAAUCGCCCACUAACGCUAUGCUCCAUGCUUUUACUCCCAAUACGUAAAGAUGUGUGUGGGUUUGGAUAGCUCCAGUGUUCACAUUUUCUCUGCCUGCCAGUUUUAAACUGCGCGUACAUGCAGUCAUGACUCAGUGGCAUGUUGUUUGUCGAUCUGAUGUCAGCGCGAGGCUGGAGUUUUCACUUUAUUCAUCUGAAAAUGUGGAAAUAAAUAUGCAAAAAGUGAUGUCAUGUUAAUCUGAAA
Lates calcarifer (barramundi perch) is the source of this 3301-nucleotide messenger RNA. Its product is annotated as endophilin-B1. Gene Ontology annotation, cellular component: cytoplasm. The record is from RefSeq and is a predicted model, not a curated record. The coding region runs from base 582 to 2108 and encodes 508 amino acids. The transcript has 10 exons. NCBI's taxonomy places the organism in Eukaryota, Metazoa, Chordata, Actinopteri, Centropomidae. Gene Ontology annotation, molecular function: protein binding.